Messenger RNA from Brienomyrus brachyistius, 6182 nucleotides. RefSeq names its product lysine-specific demethylase 6A-like. Gene Ontology annotation, molecular function: protein binding; RNA polymerase II cis-regulatory region sequence-specific DNA binding; histone H3K27me2/H3K27me3 demethylase activity. Gene Ontology annotation, biological process: heart development; regulation of gene expression. Lineage: Eukaryota; Metazoa; Chordata; Actinopteri; Osteoglossiformes; Mormyridae. The record is from RefSeq and is a predicted model, not a curated record. Gene Ontology annotation, cellular component: MLL3/4 complex.
GUUCCAACGACGGCGGCGUGGGUUCGCCUGUGUGACACAAUUACAACAACUUUGAGCUGGUGGUUGGGGGAAGUUUGUGAUAUUACCAAAUAAAUCCUGAUAAAAAACACCCUGCGAAAAGUGCUGUAUGCAUCACACGGUAUUGACUGCAUAAAGUAUUUUCUACAAAACAAAAAACAAUGUAAAGGGAAAUCAUUUGGAAGGCUUCUUUUUCCUAGAGGAUUUACAAUUGUUUUCACGUAUUAAUCCUGGAGGGGGGGGGAAAGUUACUUUCCUCGUAUCUGUUUUUACGCUCGAUUUUUAAAGAAUCGUCGGAGUCUCCCGCCCACUUUCCAGCCGCGUUUUCAUGAAAUCGUGCGGAGUGUCGCUCGCCGCCGUCGCCUGCGUUUCUGCUCGGAGUCUCGGCGCCGCUGGUGAUGAGGAAAAGAAAAUGGCGGCGGGAAAAGCGAGCGAGACCGAGGAGGACUUCCCGAGGCUGACGGCGCAGGAGAGGGACCGCCUGGGCGGGAUGGACAGCUCUCUAUUUGGAUUUCAGAGGCUUCAUGAAGAUGGCGCCAGAACGAAGGCCUUGCUGUUAAAGGCCAUUCGCUGCUACGACUCUGUGAUCCUGAAGGCCGAGGGGAAGGUCGAUCCCGAGCUGUUCUGCCAACUGGGCCACUUCAGCCUCCUCCUGGAGGAUUAUCCGAAAGCAUUAUCUGCGUACCAGAGGUACUUCAGUUUACAGUCGGACUACUGGAAGAAUGCUGCCUUUUUGUACGGCCUUGGUAUGGUCUACUUCCAUUACAAUGCAUUUCAGUGGGCGAUCAAAGCCUUCCAGGAGGUGCUGUACAUUGACCCCAGCUUCUCUCGGGCCAAGGAGAUCCAUCUGCGCCUCGGACUCAUGUUCAAAGUCAACACAGACUAUGAGUCAAGCCUAAAGCAUUUUCAGCUGGCUUUAAUUGACUCAAACCCCUGCACUUUGUCCAAAGCUGAAAUUCAGUUCCACAUCGCUCACUUGUAUGAGAUCCAGAAGAAGUACCGAGCUGCCAAGGAGGCGUAUGAGACCCUCCUGCAGACGGAGAACCUCUCGGCACAGGUGAAGGCCGCCACGCUGCAGCAGCUGGGCUGGAUGCAUCACACGGUGGAGCAGCUUGGAGACAAAGCCAGUAAGGACAGCUACGCUAUCCAGUGUCUGCAGAAGUCGCUGGAAGCCGACCCAAACUCGGGCCAGUCCUGGUACUUCCUGGGCAGGUGCUAUUCCAGUAUUGGCAAGGUCCAGGAUGCCUUCAUCUCCUACCGCCAAUCCAUCGACAAGUCUGAGGCCAGUGCUGACACGUGGUGCUCAAUAGGCGUGCUCUACCAGCAGCAGAACCAGCCCAUGGACGCCCUGCAGGCCUACAUCUGCGCGGUGCAGCUGGACCACGGGCACGCUGCCGCCUGGAUGGACCUGGGUACCCUGUAUGAGUCCUGCAACCAGCCCCACGACGCCGUCAAGUGUUACAUCAACGCGACACGCAGCAAAAACUGCAGCAACAGCGCCGCACUCCUGGCCCGCAUCAAAUGCCUGCAGGUAUGCCCUCCCCCUCCCUCUUUGCUCUCUCUUAUGACUGCAAUGUUGCCACUAUCGAUGCCUCUGCGUCCGCCUUCACCACCCUCUCCCCCCCGUACCCCUGCAGGUGGCGUUGGCAUCGCCGCCACCCAGCUGUGCAAGACUGUGAAUGAUGUGACCGUGUUUGGCACAGCGUCCGCCAGCAAGCACGAGGUCAUCACCCAAGUCGGGGUCACCCACCCCAUCGACUACCGCACACGGGACUAUGUGGAGGAGGUCCGCAAGAUCAGCCCCAAAGGGGUGGACAUCGUCCUUGACCCUCUGGGAGGUUCGGACACCCACAAGGGAUACAACCUGCUAAAGCCCAUGGGAAAGCUCGUCACCUAUGGUGCCGCCAAUGUGCUGACGGGUCCGAAGAAGAACCUGUUUGCCAUGGCGAAGACCUGGUACAACCACUUCUCGGUCAACGUGCAGAGCCUGAUGAACAGCAACAAGGCAGUGUGCGGCUACCAUUUGGGGUACCUGGAUGGGGACAUGGAGAUCCUCUGGCAGGUGGCCAAUAAGCUACUAGACCUGUACCGUCAGGGCAAGAUCAAGCCCCGCGUGGACUCCACCUGGCACUUUGAGCAGGUGGGCGAUGCCAUGCGGAAAAUGCAGGAGCGGAACAACAUCGGCAAGGUGAUCCUCCUCACCGAGCCCAUGAAGGAGGAGCCCAAGAAGGAGGAGCCCAAGAAGGAGGAGUCCAAGAAGGAGGAGAAGAAGGAUAAGAAGGAAGACAAGAAGGAGAAGAAAGAGGAAAAGAAAGAGGAAAAGAAGGAGGAGAAGAAGAAGGAGGAGCCCAAGAAGGAGGAAAAUUGAGAACGUGGGGCCUGUAGUAUUAGAAAAGGGGUUAGAUGCCCCUGCUGGGGGGGUGGGGUUUAUUUUUUGGGGUGGGGAGGUGGGGUACAGCCUAAUUUGACAUCAGCCUGAGUCACCAAAAGCUGCUCUUGGCCCUCCCCCCCCCCCCCCCCCCCCCCCGAGCGCUCAUGUUUACUCCACCCACCACGACGCAACAAACUAACCACUGUGCUUCUAGGCACCCCCAAUGCAUGGGGGGGAACCGCACGGGACUCUGGGAAAUUUCCCCCAGCCCUGGCAGAUGGCCGUCGCCGCGACGACCGCACCACCCUGCUCGUGUGGUACCUCCCCCGCUUUCCACCCACCCAUUUUGCAUGAUGACGUCAUAAACCCUCCCUUUACCUGACUUUCAACCCCUCCCCGCACUGGCAAUCAGAGCAAUGCAGACUCACAGAGAGAGCCCGGUUGUGUGCCUCCACCCACCCCAGCUUAACGGUCUCCCAGAACCGGCGCUGCUGUCCAGCAAAGCAGGGUGAUGAGUCAGUCCAGCGGCAGAUUGGCUGUUUACAGCUGGGAUGGCUCUGCAUGUAUAUGAGCCUGCUGAGCUCGGUAGAGCAUGCUGAUGGAGAGUACUUAUUUCAGUCCACCAAAGGCCUCCCCUGUUAUACAACACACAGCCCCCUCCCCUUCGUCUUUCAUACCGUAAGAUCGAUCACCUGCUGGAUGAGGGGAAGGGGACAAUUUCACAGUUUUUAAAGUACUGAAGGUUUUACUCUUAAUGGUGUCGACCUGUCUGUUGCCCAGUGCAGCCAGGAUAAUUCAAGCAAAUAAUUACAAAGAAAAAUUGCCCUGCGCUACCAUCAACCGCACGCUCCUAAUUAAAAGCAAGUUUUAACAUUGAAAAUAAUGUAGAGAAGAAAAUAGGGAAUGAAAUUCCUGUGGAUCUGUGCCCUUUUUCCUGCAUCCCGCCCUCCCUGAUUCACUCGCCAUAGCAACCACACUUCUCCAUGGCGACUUGGGUAGUGGUUAGAGGUCGCUGUGAAUACUGACCUCACGUGUGAAUGCCCUCACCAGCUCCCUCGCUGCCUCUUCAUCUCCUCAUCUUCCAUCACCUUUCCGGCAGUCAGCAUAGCAACUGGAAUCCAAUACUUGUUGCUAGGGUCUGUCCUCCCCACCCCCAUCUCUCCCUAGGGAGGGACGGCAGAUCCACAAGCUAGGAAUGGGCUGCUGAGGACGGUAAACUAGGGGCAGGGUGUGAGUCAUUGUCCGCCCAGACAAUUUAAUCUGAAGAGGUGUCCGCAACUCUGCUGUCCAGCCACAAGGAGGCGCACUGCCUUAUACUAGACCUGUGUGGACACAGAGCAUUACCAGAAUCCCGCUCACCCCCCCCCCCCCCCCCCAAUUUAUUACGGUAUAUCAGAAGCAGAGGCGGAAAGUCCAAGUCCAGAAUGUACAAAUCCAGAUCAAGAUUUUCGUUCAACCAACCAGUUCAGUAUCAAGAGUCACAGUCACAGGGUACCCAGCAGUUUGGUUUAAAGAAAACCUCGAUCUGGAUUUGUACCUUCUGGACCUGAACUGGCUCCUGGUAUUUCCUGUUGUGUGCACCCCCACUGGAGCGACGAGUCACUGGAUUUAAUAAGAAGCUACGUUCCCGUUCCUCCUCAUACCCUCUGCUGACUCCGGGUCUUUCUGUGGGUCUCUUCCGGUUUUUGGUGGCUCAGAGCUGACUAGCAACUUUGUAAGGAAUCAAAAAAAAAAAUGUUCGUAUGAGUGACUUCACUCCUGUUCUGUGUGUUGGCGAGUGUUUGGACGCUCCAGUGAUGUUUUAACGCUUAAAAUACCUGUUCCUUUUACCUGCCCUGUUUCUCCCUAUUUCCUUUCUCCUCUGUCUUCCUUGCUCCCUCUUUCUUGCACUUCCGUUUCUUCAAGGCCUGUGCUAAGACGGUUGGUUUCAGUAUCUUGCACCCUGCUUUCUGGCUCAUUGCCCCCAUCCAGGGUGGAAAUCACGCAGAUUCAUGGCUUUGUCUCUAGCCUGGUCACUGUGGGCUCUCCUUCGACAUUCAGCCACACAGAACAACAGACAUUACUACCCAUUAAGCACAUUAUCUCCAGAGUUAGAAACAAAUCCAUCCGUUUUGAGGGGGCUGGGGGUUGAUGGUUGACAGAGCCAUGAAAUCGCUCAUGUUUCCACCCUUGGUCUUGGGGACCGGCUUGUGUUCCAUCUGGUUCCGUUGCAUUCUGCCGGGUUCUUGGUGUUACUGUGAAUGGUGGUUCCGUCGAGAGUAACGUGUGAGUAACAAAACGCUUAAGUGAAGGAUGUUGUACUUUAUAUCGUUGUUUUUUUUGUUUUGUUUUCUGUUCUGUGACACAAGGGGUUAAAGUUCAAAGUCACUUGUGCUUAAUUAAAGCCCGCUAGUUUCCUUUAAUGUGAUAAUAUGAUACCUUGUUUCGUUCUGUUCUGACUAAAUGUGCCAAAUUGUAUGUAAACUACUGUCGACGCCUUAAAGACGACUGUGCAUUCGACGGCGAAGGAAGAAAAAUCGAGUCAAAAAGCCAAAUAGAUUUUGUCUCUCUUAACGUACCUGAGUUGCUUACUAAACAGCAUGCAUGCUUUUCCUACGGUUUACACACAUGCAGUCUUUUGGAUCCAGAAUGCUUCUGGGCACCGGACCUUUUGAUACAGCUGAUUUUUCGGGCGUUUUUGUAACUCCAGACUGCAUCUACCCCUUGCUGUCCUGGUCAUGGACUUCGGUGCACCAUGUUCCUCCCACUAAAAGUUUUGCCAGAUAACAGUUUGUUUCUGUGAGGUGGGGGGGUGGGGGGGGCGGCAAGCAGCCAUUAGUCUCCGGGACAUAAUUUCAGUUGUGUGUGGAGGUGUGGCAAGCAGGAGAACACAGAAGAAUGGGGGGGGGGGGGGAUGGCAAUUUUCAAGGUCCAAGGUUUGAAGAGAUUUGUCAAGUGUCACGCCCCUCCCAGGCUCCCUGCAUCUUUUCCUGUUGCUUUAAGGGUUGCUCUGAGCUACUCGCAACAUGAGAGAGGAAGCAGAUCCCGACCCCCCCCCCACCGGGCCCGCACUUGGCUCGCCUUCCGGGUGCUUCCAGUUGCACACAUUCCCAUUUUCCUCCACACCCUGGACUGUGGCCGCUACCACGGUCGCUAUCCUUUAGCGUGAGGCAGACAUGUUAAUUUGCCCCCUCCUCUAGGGGGCGACAUGUAGCUAGAGGGGCUGUUCGCAUGAGCCAAAACAGCUUUCAGAUUAAUGAAGAAUGGGACCUGUCUCAGUGGACUGGGGUGGGUGGACUGUGUUUGUGCUGGAAGGGUCAGCACUGGUCUGUCGGAUGAUCAGUCCCCCACCCCCGUGUGCAGGCCCCUGGUGCUGGAUUGGUUUUCCAGAUUUUUCUACACUGCGUUUUCUGUCGCUUUCUUCAUCCCGGAAGCUAAAGAAACAAAUAAUUAUUAUUUUUUUUGGUGGUGGGGGAAGGGAGGCGUGACUCCCCGCGUGUAGCACUGUCGAUGCCACACACUUGAGAUUGAUGGAGUAAUUUAAUAACCCCCCCCCCCACAGGCUGCACGUUUGCUGUGAGGUGCCUGGCGGCUUUUUUCUGACAAUAUUCUGACUUGUUUUAAUGUUUUUCUCCCUCCCCCCCCCCCCCACUUUGUACUUAAACCCUUAGAGUAAGUGCUGCUCUCUGUGCUUUGAAUCCGGGUCGACCACGUCACGCGAUGCUGUCCACACGCACUGGAAUUUGUGAUGCUUCUGUUACAUUACCAUAUGCCUUACAUGUUUUCCAAAACUAAUAAAAAGCAUAGCAAAAAG